Puntigrus tetrazona (Sumatra barb) is the source of this 3212-nucleotide messenger RNA. It is a transcript of the gene cd248b, whose product is annotated as CD248 molecule, endosialin b. NCBI's taxonomy places the organism in Eukaryota, Metazoa, Chordata, Actinopteri, Cypriniformes, Cyprinidae. Gene Ontology annotation, molecular function: calcium ion binding. The transcript has a single exon. The record is from RefSeq and is a predicted model, not a curated record. The coding region runs from base 174 to 2153 and encodes 659 amino acids.
CUCUGUCUCUCUUCUGCAGACAGACUGCAGGCAAAGUCAUCUCUUUGAGCAGAAAGACCAGAGGUUUAAAAGAGCUCAUAGGUAAACUUAAACAUCUAAUCAGGUCAGGAAAAAAAACUGCAGGCAAGACAUAAUACGAAAUACCUCAGCUGUAGAAAACAAAAAAAGCAAUUAUGGGAAACAGGACUGUUCGAAAAAGCUGUGCUGCAUAUUCCUGUCUUUUCUUUGGUCUUCUGUAUUUGCAUUGGUCAAAGGGAGUCAUGGGACAAAGCUUGCAGGAGCGGGAUGGCGUGUGCAAUGCCGAGGGAUGCUAUUCCAUUCAUCUCCAGCGCAAGACCUUCAGGGAGUCCUGGAGGAGCUGCAGGGAUAAAGGGGGGAACCUGGCUACCAUUAAAGGACCAGAAGAAGCUUCCUUGAUCCAUGACCUCCUAUCGUCAGGGGUCAGACGUGGCUCCCGGCCCAGAAUCAGAAUGUGGAUUGGCCUUCAGCGGCAACCUCGGCAGUGCUCGGCCACACGCCCUUUAAGGGGCUUCACCUGGAUCACCGGGGAUCAGGAAACACAGUACACGAACUGGCAACGUGAAGACUUACCCACAGCUUGUGCUGCUCAUCGUUGCGUGGUCAUUACCUACAACACGGCCGACAAAAGUGGCAACGACAAGAACAACUUCAAAUGGCUCGACGGAUCUUGUGCAGUGGCCAUAGAAGGUUUCCUCUGCCGCUACACCUACCAAGGGAUGUGCCCACCUCUUCAAAAAGAAGGAGGGAGUCCUGCACUCUACACAACCCCGUUUGAACUGGCAAGUACUAUUCUUACUCAUGUCCCUUUUGGCUCAGUGGCAACUCUCCCUUGUCCUGAUGGUGACAAGGAAGAUCAGUCAGUACUGUGCAUGCUGAGAGAGGAUGGAAGUGUUGGCUGGUCGAAGGAUGCACCACUCUGCACCAACACUCUGGUGGACUGGUGCAAAACGAAUAAUGGUGGCUGUGAUCACUACUGUGUCAACUCUGAUGCUCAUUACUACUGUGAGUGCUCUGAAAAUUAUGUUCUGGCAGAAAACGGGAAGACCUGCCACCUCCCAGAUCCUUGCCACAGCGCCAACUGCGAGUUUGAGUGCGAGUCCACUCCUCAGGACCAUCGCUGCAAGUGCCCCGAAGGGUACCACCUGUCUAGAGAUGGUCAGAGUUGUCUUGAUAUAGACGAGUGCUUGCAGAAACCAUGCCCCCAGGAAUGUGUCAAUGCGCCUGGUACAUUUGAGUGUAGAUGCAACGAGGGCUACCUUCCGUCAGAGUUUGGAGAUUGUGUGGACGUGGAUGAAUGCAUGGAAGGAAAGUGCGUUCAUGUCUGUGAGAACUUGCCUGGUUCGUACACGUGCCGCUGUCAUGAGGGGUUCUCUCCACUCGAAGAAGAUCCAGAGCAAUGCGAAGACGUUGAUGAGUGUAAAACUCUAGAUAUUUGCGAGCAGGUGUGCAAAAAUUACGAAGGUGGAUUUGAAUGUCAAUGCAAGGAGGGUUAUAUGUUGCAAGAGGACAACUACUACUGUCGGCCAGUUGAAGAGGAGGAAGACUUGAUGUCUGAAACAGAUGAUGCAACACUGAAUGAUCCCAGCUUGCCUGAACUGAUGACAGAUGCCAGAUACCUGAUCUGGUUUACGGAGGAAGAUGUGACCACACAGGAACCUGAUUUAAGUGAUCAUGCAUCGUCGAAUUCACCUUCCCCAAACGUCUUGAUAGAUACUACAACUUCAGCUGAUUCUAAUGAAGAGUAUGCACAUGAGGAGGAAAUAUCAAAAGCAGGUGGUGAUACACCAAAUGUAAGGAUUUCCGGAAACAAACUCUCAGAGGCUUCGACAUCUGUGCCCAAGAGGAAACAGGAUUUUGUCACGCUCACUCCCCCAACAUUGCAAAUAUCAGAAGAUGCACUGGCAUCAGAAACAGAACAGCGUCCAGGUGGCAGGAAGAAACACGACAAAAGCUGGCUGCUCGUGGCACUGCUGGUACCACUAUGUGUUUUUAUUGUGGUCAUGUUAGCAUUAGGUAUUGUUUAUUGCACAAGUUGUGCUGUAGAGCCACGGAGCAAAAGCAUCACAGACUGUUACCGCUGGACCACCGCCUCCAAGCCUGAAAAAACAAGCACAGCAAAUUCUCGAGCUUGAGUGAACUUGACUUUAAUCAGCAAUGACCAUGGACUUCGUCAAGCUGUUUUGGUGUGAUCACACUGAUGUCACUUUGGUAUUCUGUAGGAUCUUGUGGGAUAUAAGGACAAAAUAGUCAUUAGAUUGCUUAAUUCAGCAUUCAGAAAUUCUUUUCAGACGAUGGAGAAAACAAGUAUUUUCUAAUGGAAGUGGAGCAGUAAUAAUCCCUGAAUUAUAGAAAAGAAAGAUUUUGGGACAUAGCAAACAGAAUUUAGCAAGCAUGCCUUUUUCAUAAAAUAAAGCCUACAAAUGUAUAUAUAUAUAUAUAUAUAUAUAUAUAUAUAUAUAUAUAUAUAUAUAUAUAUAUAUAUAUAUAUAUAUAUAUAUAUAUAUAAUUUUACAUUUAUUUGCUCCACUUCCAACAGCACCCCCAAGAGUGAGGUAUGUAACUACAACUGUUUGUCUAGAUACUUUAGGCUGAUUUGAUCAAGGCUUUUAUAUAUUACAGAGGAAACAAGUCUAAGUGCAUCAGUUGAACUAACAGUCACUAUCCCUUCAUUUAAAUUAAGAAAAGGUUUUUUGACUAAUAGAGGCUAUAACGUUUUGCUAUUUGGAUCAGAUACACAGUGAUACUGGAGAUACCAAUGUUAUUUUUAUUUUAGUAUUUUUUACCAUUAAGGCAGAUUAUGACUAGACAAAAAGAAAACAUGUCACAGAAGUACAGAUCAAUAACAGCCAUGAGCUUACAGAAACAGCUGAGGCACCAAACACAUUUGACUUCAGUAAAAAAACAGAACAUUUAAGUAAGCAAAAGAAUAAUAAAUAAGCCAAUAGGUUAUCAUUAUUUCACAAUAUUAUACAACACAUCGACAACCAUUUAUUUCAACAAUUUAUUUUAUAAAAUAAUAGUAAUAUUCAAAUAAAUGUCACCAUGAUGUAAUGAAAAACACUUUCUCACCUAGCUCAGCCGCUUUGUGUUGUACUGGCACAGUCUCACCAGUAGUUGUCACUGUCUGAUAUUUGAGUUUUUGUAUAUAUCUUCUACAAACUAACUUGAUUUUAAUAAAAGCCGAACGUGCA